Thalassophryne amazonica is the source of this 3697-nucleotide messenger RNA. RefSeq names its product tripartite motif-containing protein 16-like. The coding region runs from base 1049 to 2722 and encodes 557 amino acids. The record is from RefSeq and is a predicted model, not a curated record. Lineage: Eukaryota; Metazoa; Chordata; Actinopteri; Batrachoidiformes; Batrachoididae. Gene Ontology annotation, molecular function: protein binding; zinc ion binding. The transcript has a single exon.
AACUAUGAAAUUAUUGAGUAAAUAUUCAGUUUCCAUCAUCUGUGUCAAAACACCAGCCGAUGAUCGUGAAUAAUAACACUGGUCAACAUGAUUUUUCUGGCCUGGAGUUUUUCAGUGGAUUUUUUGGUGAUUUGGGGGCACUGAAUCCAAAUCUGGUGUGAGUUUUUGCCAAUCACAUCAUGUUUUUGAGAUAUGAAAACAUAUUUCACGUAUGAAGCACUGAAGCAAAAGCCGUCGUCUCGCACACCUCCUUGGCGUCAUAAACGGUAUUACAACUCUUGUUCACAUUUUGCAAGCCUGGAUUAAAAACUAUGCUUGUGAAGUUGUUUUGUGCACGAGUGACGUCAAACUCGUGAGUGAAUGAGCAAUGUUUGUGUAAUCCAUCAAUACGGAACAUGCAGAUUGCAAAAAAAACAAAAACAAAACAAAACAAACAACAAUAGAGGAGAUCUGAGCUCAGAUUCAGAUUCAGCACCCAAAAUGACCCUAAAUCAGUUCUCAGUCUCAAAGAACAAGAAAAUAAAAUUUUUGUUUAAAAGUGGAAUUAACAUGUGAGCUAAUUGCUGAACUACGACGCUCUUUGAAUUCUCUAUUUUAAACUCACAUCAUCUGUUUAAGACGUACAGCUGUCGCGCCGACGCACAAUGUUGACAUGGAGUUCCUUGAAUCACUGAAUCCAGACAUGAAAUUUGAACUGAGCAUCAACUCUUAAUUUUAUGUUUUCACAAGAACUUCACUCACCUUUUCUCAGACUAAAAUAUCAAACAGUUAAAAUCCUAUUUGAUUGUGUAUCUGUCAGAGAUUUGCACCUUCUGUGUAAACGUGCACGUGCAUAUCAACACAUGCAGCAAGUUUUGACCUUUGCUCUGAUUUAAACCAGUAAACUGUCGCUCCUCUUCCUGGAAUGAAGCAGUCUGUUAAAAACUCCUCCCUCUUCUUGCUGUUCUCCCAAUCAGUGAGUUCUCCUCUGUUCAAACUCCGCCUCCUUCCUCAGUGCUGCUUUUUGUCAGAACACAAAGUGAAACUGUUCAACGUUCACUGAGGUAAAAUGGCGCAGGAAAGAAUUCAGCUGGACCGAGAAGCACUUUGCUGUUCCAUCUGUCUGGAUCUACUGAAGGAUCCAGUGACUAUUCCCUGUGGACACAAUUACUGCAUGAACUGCAUCAAGAAUGUCUGGGAUAGAGAGGAUGAGAAGAACAUCAGCAGCUGUCCUCAGUGUUGGCAGACUUUCACAGUGAGGCCUGUCCUGGUGAAAAACACCAUGUUAGCACAUGUAGUGGAGGAGCUGAAGAAAGUUGGUCUCCAAGCUGCUCCUGCUGAUCACUGCUACGCUGGACCUGAAGAUGUUUCCUGUGAUUUGUGCACUGGGAGAAAACUGAAAGCCUUCAAGUCCUGUCUGGUGUGUUUGGUCUCUUAUUGUGAGAAACACCUCCAGCCUCACUAUGAUGUCGCCCCGUUAAAGAAACACAAGCUGGUGGAGCCCUCGAAGAACCUCCAGGAGAACAUCUGCAGUCAUCACAAUGAGGUGAUGAAGAUGUUCUGUCGUACCGAUCAGCAGUGUAUCUGUUAUCUCUGCUCUGUGGAUGAACAUAAAGGUCACGACACGGUGUCAGCUGCUGCAGAAAGGACCAAGAGGCAGAGAGAGGUCGAGGUGAGACGACAGCAAAUCAAGGAGAGAAUCCAGAUCAGAGGUGAGGAGGUGAAGGUGCUCCAGCGAGAGGUGGAAGCUAUCAGUCACUCUGCUGAAAAAGCGGUGGGGGACAGUGAGCAGAUGUUCACAGAUCUGAUCCAACUCAUUGACAAAAGAAGAUCUGAUGUGAAGCAGCAGAUCAGGUCUCAGCAGAAAAUCGAAACGAGUCGAGUCCAAGAUCUUCAGGAGAAGCUGGAGCAGGAGAUCAGUGAUCUGAGGAGGAAAGACGCUGAGCUUCAUCAGCUUUCACAAUCAGAGGAUCACAACCAGUUUCUCCAAAAAUACCCCUCACUGACACGCCUCCCUGAAGCUACAGACUCACCCAGAAUCCAAACACGUCCUCUGAGGUACUUUGAGGAUGUGACGACGGCCGUGUCAAAGGUCAAAGUCAAGCUACAGGACAUUCUGAGUGAGGAACAGAUGCAGAUCUCACGUGCACAGACUGAAGUGGAUGUUUUACUGUCAGAAGCAGAAACAAAACUCAGAACUGAUUUCUUAAAAUAUUCAUGUGAAAUCACACUGGAUCCAAAUACAUCAAACAAACAUCUGAUAUUAUCUGAAGAAAACAGAAAAAUAAAAUGUCUGGAUCAGAAACUGUCUUAUUCUGAUCAUCCAGAUAGAUUUACUUAUUGGUUCCAGGUCCUGAGCAGAGAGAGUCUGAGUGGACGUUGUUACUGGGAGGUGCAGUGGAACGGGAAGAGAGUUUAUGUUGCAGUUACAUACAAGAAUAUUAAGAGAACAGGAUCCGAUAGAGAAUGUAUAUUUGGUAACAAUCAGAUAUCCUGGUUGUUAUAUUAUGAUGGCAGUAGUUAUAAAUUCACACAUAACAGUAUCCUGACUCCAGUCUCAGGUCGGCUGUCUUCCAGACUUGGAGUGUAUCUGGAUCACAGAGCAGGUCUUCUGUCCUUCUACAGCGUCUCUAAAACCAUGACUCUCCUCCACAGAGUCCAGACCACAUUCACUCAGCCGCUCCAUGUUGGACUUGGGGUUUAUGCUGUUGGAGACACUGCUGAGAUCUGUGAGCUCAAAUAGAGGAAAUAAAUUUCAAAUCAACCAAAGACUGAUGACACCAAACGAUACAACACAAUUUUUAUUUUUAUUUUCACCAGUUUUGCCUCAAAAAAUGCACAUCAAAAUAUGAUGUCAUCAGCUGCAGAUUUAUUUAAGAAAUUUUGUCAUUUUCACGUUGUGGCAGCUGUCAGCUGAGGAGGCAGAAAGUCUCCAACAACAUCAUUAAAACUUUCCUGAUUUGUUGCUGUUUCACACUAAUUCAUACUUUCACAGUUAAUUUGAAAGUUUUUCUAGAAGUGCAAAUAGUUGAUGUGUGUUGAAAAAAGUGAUCAGAAUGGACCAAGAACUUGUACCAAAGCAACAUUUGCCAGCGGGGGAUAUUGUUGUCUUGUUUUGUUUUUUGUGUCCUUUUUCCUGAGAGUCCGUUGCUUUUUCUGAUGUGCUCUUCGCUGAGAUCACCUGACACUUAAAGAAUGUAGUCGGGGCCGAGAGAGAUUAUUUUCAGUUUGUUUGAGUUUGUGUUGAUGUUGUUUCCUUUCUUUUUCUUGUGAAAGUGAGCAUUGUGUGGCUCUGACAGACUCUUUGAUCUACUCACAUAUUUGCUGCAAGGAAGAAUAUUUUUAUGUCCUGGAUCAAUGAUCAGCCUCCUACUAAAGCUAAUUCAUGUUGGAUAUAAUUAUGGAACACUUGCUUCACUCUACAAAGGGACACUUUGUGAGGAUCUCGACUCCAUAUUUCCAGUAUUAUUCUUGACAAACUUUUGGACUCCACUUUUUGCAUCUUAUUUCUUUGAAAUGUUCAAUCUUUGAUUGGAUAUGAGCCUUUUUAACGUGCUGUCGAUGUCUCAUCAUAAAAAGUAAAAAAAAAACAAAAAAAAAACCUUCAGCUCAAUCAAUGUGUCUCUCAUUUAAAAAAGUUGCACAAUGCAGUUUCUCCAUUCAAGGUCGGACAAGCCUAUAACUCCUUUUGAAUCGUCACUGUUGUUGUGGUGGCUUC